CUGUGUCCUGCUUCCUCCCCUCUAGCCUGGAUCAUGCUCCAGCUCCUCACUGCUCUGGCGCUCUUGGGAGCGCUGGCCACCCCAGCAGGGACCUCCAAGACGUGUCCAGCCUGCUCUCUGCAGGGAAACUGCACCGAGAUAACCUGUCCUCCGGCCAAGGAAGCCUGCUUGUUUAGCCAGAUGCAGCUGGAGCAUGGGACUGUCAUCAAGAACGGGUCAUGUGUCGCCCCUGGGGAAUGCCGAGAAGGUGUCUAUGCCCUGACCUAUGGCCCCCACUCGAGUCUCUGGGUCAGUAUGGCCUGUUGUGAGAAUAACUGCAAAGGGGCCACCCGACAAGAGGGGGCGCCCGAAGCCCAGCUCAACGGAGUGAAAUGUCACUACUGUUUCGGGGAUAAGUCAGCCUUGUGUGACUCCCGCUUGGUCAUGAACUGCACCGGUGAUCAGACUGUGUGUCUCACCCUCAACGGGACAUGGAAUAGAGGGGGUCCCCAAAUCCUGAAGGGCUGUGCUACCCCAAAUAUCUGCCACCUGCAAGUGAACAUGACCCUCGGCCUGGAAGCAUCUGGAUUUCAUCUCACCAGCAAGCCUGAAUGCGACUAUGUGGCUACUCCCACCCCGCCAGGUCCCCCUGCAGCUGUGACUCGGACCAAGGAUAAGGUCACCACCUGUUUCACCUGCUCAAACAUCAGUAAUUGUGACACUGUCCUUUGUCCAGCAGAUAAGAACUACUGCCUCCAGACAAUGGGCACCCUGGCCUUAAGGGAAGGUAACUCUGUUGUCUGGAGAAAUGGUUCCUGCGUGACCUCCAAGGAGUGCAGAUUCGGCAACUCCGUCUCUGCCUUCAGCUACAGCGUUGACUUUGGCUUCUGGAUCAACUCCACCUGUUGCCAAGGAGACUGCCAAGAACUCACUCCUCUCGAAGUUCUGCCAACCUCACACACCCUGAGCGAGCUCCUGUGUCCUACGUGUCCUAGCGGCCGACUGGGGCCCUGCAAUUCCUCCUUCUAUAUGCAGUGUCCCAGUGGAGAGACGGAGUGUGUCCAGCUGGACCUGGUGCUUGUAGAAGGCGGUCAGAGCGUGAAUGUGAGCGGCUGCGGCUCCCGGGACCUGUGCGCUGCCCCCGCCGCCACCGGGCGGCUGCUGGAGCUGCCCGGCCACCGGCUGGCCCGCCGGCCCCACUGCAGCCCCAGCCAGCGCGCCAUCAUGGACUCCAAGUGCCACUCGGGCGCGCCGCCCGCCCUCCGCCUCGCCCUGUCCGUGCUGCUGGUGGCCCUGGGCGCCGCCGCCCUCUCCUGAGCAGGCCCGCCUCGACCGCCCUUGCCCAGCAGCCACUCAACCCCGCUUGUGUCCCACCUCGCUAGAUGGCGCCCUGGCUCCCCCCUACUUCUGGCAUCUCUAGGCCUGGUAGCUUCUGGUGAGAAAAGUCAGACACCAGGAGGGUGAGGCUCCUCCCUCAGACUAAGGGCUUCCACAAGGCUAGUCCUCUUUCUUAACACCAGGGUCCCAAGGGCUAUACCUCCUCCCUCAGACUAGGCUGUACUUCUGCAGACCUCAGACUAGAGAUGCCUCCAUGGGCCCCAAAGACUAAGCCUCCUUUCUCACACUGGGGGGUCCCCAACACCAGGUUACUCCCUCUGACUAGGGCUGUGUCUCUUUUCCUGAACACUGGGAAGCAGCUCCUUCUGUCUCCCUCUUUAGGGUCUAACAAAGCCUCGGGCGGCCAAGAUGGGGUUUGAGGACCAAAUGCACCCCCUUCCCAGGCUUUUAGAGCACCCCUUCCACCCCCACCACAGUCCCUCUUCUGUCUGGGCUCAGUCUCCCCACUGUCACCAAAUGUGAAUGAAUCACA
Molecule: messenger RNA, 1849 nt
Organism: Zalophus californianus (California sea lion)
Lineage: Eukaryota; Metazoa; Chordata; Mammalia; Carnivora; Otariidae
Exons: 9
Coding region: 34-1296 (420 amino acids)
Source: RefSeq, a predicted model, not a curated record